UCGUUGUCUCUCCUUCAUUUCAGUCCUGAUCCUUGAGCUGAACAGACUUCAUGACUUUAUCUCCGUCAGAAUAAAAAGAAACGGAACCUCAGGUGGGACAUCUCACUAUGGAGCCGAAGACUGUGACUCUCCUGAUGAUAAUAAGCCUUCAUGGAGCGACGGCAGUGACUCACUCUCUGAAGUAUUUCUACACUGCGUCCUCUGGAGUCCCAAACUUCCCAGAGUUUGUGGCUGUUGGGUUGGUUGAUGUUCAGAUGGUUCACUAUGACAGUAACACCAGGAGAGCAGAACCCAAACAGGACUGGAUGAGCAAAGCCACAGAAGAUGAUCCUACGUACUGGCAGGGGCAGACGAAACUUUUGGGCUCCCAGCAGACCUUCAAAGCCAACAUUGAAACAGCAAAACAGCGCUUCAACCAGACUGGAGGUGUCCACAUUAACCAGAGGAUGUACGGCUGUGAUUGGGAUGAUGAGACCGAUGAGGUCAAAGGUUAUUUUCAAGAUGGUUAUGAUGGAGAAGACUUCAUAUCAUUUGACCAGAAGACAGAGACAUGGAUCGCUCCCAAACCACAGGCUGUCAUCACCAAACACAAGUGGGAUAAUAACAGAGCUGAGAUAGCACAGGAAAAGAACUACCUGACUCAGAUUUGUCCUGAGUGGCUGAAGAAGUAUGUGAACCACGGGAGGAGCUCUCUGAUGAGAACAGAGCGUCCCUCAGUGUCUCUCCUCCAGAAGACUCCCUCCUCUCCAGUCAGCUGCCACGCUACAGGUUUCUACCCUGACAGAGCUUCACUGUUCUGGAGGAGAGAAGGAGAGGAGCUCCAUGAGGACGUGGACCACGGAGAGAUCCUCCCCAACCAGGAUGGAUCCUUCCAGAUGAGCGUUGACCUGAAACUUCCAUCAGUCCCAGCUGGAGACUGGGGGAGGUACGAGUGUGUGUUUCAGCUGUCUGGUGUGACGGAGGACAUCGUCACCAGACUGGACAAAGCUGUGAUCAGGACCAACCAAGAGAACACUUCCAUGACCAUCAUCAUCAUCAUUGCAGUGGCUGUUCUUGCUCUCGUCCUCAUCGCUGGUGUUGGAUUCAUGGCUUACAAAAAGAAGAAAGCCAAAUGCCCUCCGCCUUCUGACAACAGCUCUGAGCUCUCUAAAAGACUGAAUCCUGACUCUGAAUGAUGAACUCAGCGCCCGGCACACAGUUUAUGGAUCAAUAUUACACUGGAUCAAGAAAUGCUGGACUACAUUGUCCUCCAUAAACUGUGAACUCAUCGAUUAUUCAUCAUUAAUAUCAUAUCUGAUUGAAUCAGGGUUGGGGAUCUAGUUGUAGAUGCUUAAUGAUUGGAAUAAAAAAAAAAAACACAUUUGAAAACUAUGAGCCAACAUAAAUGGUGACAGUAAAUUAUUUGGAUUGUUUAGUUUCAAUCAAAAAAAUUGAAUUUCCUCUGAUAAAAUGUUUGCUUUAAUAAAAUGAGGAUGAUAAGUUUUGGAGAGAAGUCAAACAGGAUCUUCAGAACAAUGAAAGCAUCACAGCACUCUUCACACAUAAAUAUGUGUGUGUUCAUCUAAAACAAAUCCACCAUAGUUACACUUUAAUACUUCUGCUGUUGGCUUUUUCUGGUUAAAUCAAUAUUGGUGACACAAAUGUAAAUUUACAUACAGACACGCACACAUCCACAAACAAUGAAGGCUUGUAUCAAUGUUGCCCGCCCCGAUACACACACAUACACAAAGUAUAGACAUCAGUACAACAUUAAUAUUCUAGUUGUGUAAAUAUUUUGUUUGUGUUUUUCUUUACAGCAGAUUGACUUUAAAUAUUUAGUUUUGAUUCCAUGCAGGCUGAAGCAAAUAUUAUAUUUAUGUCUUAGAGGUUUUUCGGAAGUAAUCAAGAGUAGUGUUUUUGCUUCAUAAUAUCUUUUGAUCAGUUUUGAAAUAUUUUAUUGGAAUUAUACCUGAGAUUCUUAAAUAGUUGUGAGAUGUAUGAAGCUUCUCUGGAAACUGCUAGGGAUGUUCUUGAUUAUAUUUCCUGCUAUUUUGGGAUAAGGGUCGUUUUCCCUCUAAAUCACUUCUUGUGUUGGGUUACGUAGAUGAAUGCUGAAUUAAUUAUCCAUUUGAUCCCUUUUGUACUUUUGCCUUGCUUUUCAAUAAAUUACCCAAUGCUCCAAA
This is a messenger RNA of Anoplopoma fimbria (sablefish), 2162 nucleotides long. RefSeq names its product H-2 class I histocompatibility antigen, Q9 alpha chain-like. Gene Ontology annotation, cellular component: external side of plasma membrane. NCBI's taxonomy places the organism in Eukaryota, Metazoa, Chordata, Actinopteri, Perciformes, Anoplopomatidae. Gene Ontology annotation, biological process: immune response. The record is from RefSeq and is a predicted model, not a curated record.